AUGGAUACUCUUACUCCAAAAAUAUCUUCAACGGAUACAAGCAGCAGCAACAGUUCUUCAGCUUCACCAUGUAUGGAUAAAAAAUCUAACAAAAAAACGCAGCGCGAUCAUAAACUGUCCAAUUCGCGUUCACGUAGCUUCUUGCAUUGCAUUGGCAAACGUUUGGGCAAACAUUUUAUGCAUCAUCAUCCGCAUGAUGCAAUUUUUAACAGUCAAGAUGAUUUACGCAGUUCCUCGACUGACUCCUUUUCAUUAAGUUUUGAACGUGGUUCUCAUUUAGAAUGUCACAUCACUGGCUCAAGUCUUGAUCUUACCAGUGAGGAACCAAAUUCACGCACUUCAUCAGCAUCAGCUUGUUCACGUCUCUCACCCAUAUUGUGUCCUUUAGACUUAGAUGAAUUAGAUUCAUUUCGUUACAAUAAUCAAAACCAUUUCUACGUAGAGACUAUGUAUCGACCAAAUAGUGCUUUCGAACAUAAUAAUAAUGGCAGUUUAAGUAGCGAUGAUGAUGAUGAAAAUGUACCAGAAGAACAAAACACAAAUUCAGUUCCAGCUUCCAAUACACCACGUUCAGUUUCCACAGCAGCUUGCAAAGGUUUACACUUAAGUCGCAUAUCAAUUUCUUCCUCUGUACGCAGUAUGUUCCAUCAUUUUUCACAAACCACUUCAACGCGUUCCUUGUCAUGCAGCAGCACGCCUUUGAGACGUAUAAGUGAUACGAUUUCCAAAAAACAGGUUGUCAAGUCCAAAAAAUCCACUGCGUCCACCAUAUCAGCGCCAGCAAACACAAAUCGUGACAACAAAAAGAAGGAAAAGAAGCAGCAGAGCAUCCUGCGUCCACCAAUCAAUUAUGUUUAUAUGAAGGGCAUGUCGGGCUUAUAUUCGCGUGUACCACGUUACACAGUCUGUUGUCCUUACGCGAUGCAGCAAAUCGCCUAAAUUUAAGGUGCGACCAAAAGUGAAAGGAAAGUGCAAUUGUUAUUGAGAGAGAAAAGCAACUGUUAUAUACAAAUGUUUUUUUUUUUUAUUCUUAAAAUUGUUUAAUAUUUAUAUGUAAUAUCGAAUUACUUACAAAUGAAAGACUUACUUGAUGUUUAGAUUAGAAUUGGCGUAGAAAGUGAUUUAGUGCCUCGAAAUUAAGAUAAGAGUGUGCAUUUUAGAAUUUAAUUCCAAGUAGUAAAGUAUUUGAAUAAUAAAAAUAAAACUAUUGUUAAAGACAGCAGAGUAUAUAUGUUAGAUAUUUAUUAAGAUAUCGGCACUGAAAAGUU
This is a messenger RNA of Teleopsis dalmanni, 1268 nucleotides long. RefSeq lists its product as uncharacterized. The transcript has a single exon. The record is from RefSeq and is a predicted model, not a curated record. Lineage: Eukaryota; Metazoa; Arthropoda; Insecta; Diptera; Diopsidae. Bases 1 to 939 code for a protein of 312 amino acids.